Pocillopora damicornis (cauliflower coral) is the source of this 2448-nucleotide messenger RNA. RefSeq names its product lon protease homolog 2, peroxisomal. Gene Ontology annotation, biological process: protein catabolic process; proteolysis. The record is from RefSeq and is a predicted model, not a curated record. Gene Ontology annotation, molecular function: serine-type endopeptidase activity; ATP-dependent peptidase activity; ATP binding. Lineage: Eukaryota; Metazoa; Cnidaria; Anthozoa; Scleractinia; Pocilloporidae.
CCCUAGUUACCAGCUCACCUUCUUCAUUCACUAAACUGCAGCAUCGCAGCAAUGGUGGUUCCAAAUCGAGAUCUCCCGAAACGCCUUCCAUUGCUCAUCCUCAAAGACAAAGUCCUUUUACCGGGCUCGUCCAUGAGGAUUGCUGUACGAGACAAUGCCAGCCUUCGUAUGAUCGAUACAAGACUUCUUCGAAAAGACACCCUAAGCAGUGUGAUCAUAGGUGUGGUACCACGACGAUCAGAGAAAGAGGAUGAAGAAUCAUUGUUACAUGCCUUUGGAACAGCAUCUGUAGUAGUUCAGGUAACAGGUACCAACUGGCCAAAGCCCCUGUACACCCUGCUAGUUACUGGAUUGUGCAGAUUUAGAAUUGAUAAAAUAGUCAUGGAGGAACCUUAUUUGAUAGCAGAGGUGACACAGUUGGACAGGCCCUCCGAACAAGAGGCAGAAAUAAGGAAAAAUGCUGAUUUAACAAUGCUAGCUGAAGAGUUUCGACUGUGCUCAAAUGAGUUGGUGGACAUGUUGGAUGGGAGAGUACCAUUUGUUUCCAGGCUAAAGGACAUGUUGAGUGGAAUACCAGAUGGGAGUCUUCCUGACACGUUGGCAUCCAUUGUAAAAGCCUCUUACUUAGAGAAACUAGAGAUCCUGAAUACAGUAGAUUUGAUUGAAAGGUUCAAGAAAUCUCUUCUUUUGCUACGGAGACAAAAAGAGGGAAUGAGAGGUAGCCACCCGCUGAAGGGUGGUUCAGAAUUUAACAGAAGGAUGUGGAAAAAUAAUACAAAGCGUGGCAGCAUACUCAUUUCUAAGGAACCCAAAAGGAUUUCCAAAGGUUUAGAUGAUGAUGACGACAAUAAUGAUGAAGAUGAUGUGGAGGAACUUGAAAGGAAAAUUAGGUCUGCUGACCUUCCAGAACAUGCUUUCAAAGUAGCUAUGAAGGAGUUGAAGCGCUUGAAGAAGAUGCCCCCACAGUUCCCAGAGCAUGCUACAGCAAGAAAUUAUCUGGAGUGGAUGGUUGACCUCCCAUGGAGCAAAGAAACUACCGACAAGUUAGACAUAUCCCAAGCAAGAGCGGAUCUGGAUCAUGACCAUUAUGGCUUGGAGAAACUGAAGAAGAGAGUCAUUGAGUAUCUGGCUGUUCGAAAAUUGAAAAACAGUUUGAAAGGUCCUAUUUUAUGCUUUGUUGGUCCCCCUGGGGUUGGAAAGACAAGUGUUGGAAGAUCUAUUGCAAACACUCUUGGCAGAGAAUUUCAGAGAAUAUCACUUGGUGGAAUUUGUGACCAGUCAGAUAUCAGAGGACAUCGGCGAACAUACAUAGGAUCAAUGCCUGGAAGGAUCUUAAAUGCCUUGAAAAUGGUUGGAGCAAAGAAUCCCGUUAUCUUGUUGGAUGAAGUGGACAAGAUGGGCAAGAGUCUCCAUGGUGACCCCGCUGCUGCCCUAUUGGAAGUGUUGGACCCUGAACAGAAUUGGACAUUUGUAGACCACUACCUCAAUAUUCCAUUUGAUCUUUCACAAGUUCUGUUUAUAGCCACUGCAAAUACUGUCAGCACCAUACCUCCUGCUUUGCUUGAUCGAAUGGAGUUGAUCAUGGUUCCAGGUUACACUCAGGAAGAGAAGAUCGCUAUUACUAAGCGGCAUCUUUUGCCAAAACAGCUGAAGGAACAUGGACUUGCUGAACGAGACAUGGAAUUUCCUGAGGAUUCUAUGAAGGCAAUAAUCUCUAAUUACACGCGGGAAGCUGGAGUGAGGUCACUGGAGCGCAAGAUUGGUGGUGUGUGUCGGGCUGUGGCCGUGCAGGUAGCUGAAGCAACGAGAGGUGCUUCAGGGCAAGCUGAAGAAAGUAGCGGACAAGAAUCCAAAGAAGGGGAAGCCGAAAAACCCAAGAGCGAAACUGAUAAACCCGCUGACCGAGAGGCGUUUUUGAUCACUGAGAAAUUCUUGACUGAAGCAUUAGGGCCUCCUGUAUUUGAAUCUGAAGUGGCUCAAAGGCUGUCAACUCCAGGCGUGGCAGUAGGUUUGGCGUGGACAGCAAUGGGUGGUGAAAUCAUGUUUGUGGAGGCGACGCGAAUGGGAGGAGAGGGAAAAAUCACUUUGACUGGACAGUUGGGGGAUGUCAUGAAAGAAUCCGCACAGUUGGCAUUGAGCUGGCUUAGAAGUCGCUCAACUGAGUACUGUCUGACAUCAGAGGACGGCGUGGAUCUACUUGAGCGCACAGAUGUACAUAUUCAUUUCCCAGCAGGCGCCGUUGGCAAAGACGGCCCAUCAGCUGGAGUUACCAUUGUUACCGUUCUUGUAUCGCUUUUCAGCGGCCGAUGUACGCGUUCAGACACAGCCAUGACCGGAGAAAUAACCUUGAGGGGGCUUGUUUUACCGGUCGGUGGAAUCAAGGAAAAAGUGUUGGCUGCCCACAGGGCUGGACUAAAGAGGGUGAUACUACCGAAAAGAAACGAAAAG